Dipodomys ordii (Ord's kangaroo rat) is the source of this 1138-nucleotide messenger RNA. RefSeq names its product CD151 antigen. The coding region runs from base 294 to 818 and encodes 174 amino acids. The transcript has 7 exons. The record is from RefSeq and is a predicted model, not a curated record. Lineage: Eukaryota; Metazoa; Chordata; Mammalia; Rodentia; Heteromyidae. Gene Ontology annotation, cellular component: membrane.
CCUUUGCCAUCUCCCCAAGGCACGUGCAGUGCCACGAGCCUGUCCACUUCCCUUCCCUGCCUCCCUCCCCGCAGUCCCGCCCGGCCAGAGGGACAGCAGAGGGCCUUCCGUCACAGCGGCUGGGCCAGACCCGGGUCCCGUGGCAGAGGCUCCUGCAGCCAGAGCUCGGAGGCUGCGGCGUCCUGGGCGUUGGCAUCUGGCUGGCCGCCACCCAGGGGAACUUCGCCACGCUGUCGUCUUCCUUCCCGUCCUUGUCGGCCGCCAACCUGCUCAUCAUCACCGGCACCUUCGUCAUGGCCAUCGGCUUCGUGGGCUGCGUGGGGGCUCUCAAGGAGAACAAGUGCCUGCUGCUCACCUUCUUCGUGCUGUUGCUGCUGGUGCUGCUUCUGGAGACCACCAUUGCUGUGCUCUUCUUUGCCUACACGGACAAGAUCGACAGGUAUGCCCAGCAAGACCUGAAAAAGGGCCUCCACCUGUACGGCACCCAGGGCAACGUGGGCCUCACCAACGCUUGGAGCAUCAUCCAGACGGACUUCCGCUGCUGUGGCGUCUCCAACUACACGGACUGGUUUGAAGUGUACAACGCCACGCGGGUGCCCGACUCCUGCUGCCUGGAGUUCAGCGACCGCUGUGGGCUGCACGCACCGGGCACCUGGUGGAAGGCGCCGUGCUACGAGACCGUGAAGGCCUGGCUCCAGGAGAACCUGCUGGCCGUGGGCGUCUUUGGACUGUGCACCGCCCUGGUGCAGAUUUUGGGCCUGACCUUCGCCAUGACCAUGUACUGUCAGGUGGUGAAGGCGGACACCUACUGUGCGUAGUCCACAGCCACCCGCCCCUCUCUGCCGAAGGACACUGCCACCAAGGAAAUGACUGCCUCCGGCCCGCCGUGCCUGGGCUUGGAGACCUCAGAGCCCCGUCCCAGAUCCAGUGGUUUGGCCUCAGUGACCACAGGGGAGAAAGUGGCCGGCUGCUGCCCACGGCACCUGUCAUCCAGAGCCGGGUUCCUGCGGGGUGGGGACACAGGCAGCGAGCAGUCCCCAGCGCCCGGGGUGCCUCCUGGAGGCCCUCACUGGCCAUGGUGCUCCGGCGGCCCCAACAUCCACAUUCCAGGUGCAUUUUAAUAAAGUGCACGAGCAGC